Neltuma alba is the source of this 860-nucleotide messenger RNA. Its product is annotated as thioredoxin-like protein CITRX, chloroplastic. NCBI's taxonomy places the organism in Eukaryota, Viridiplantae, Streptophyta, Magnoliopsida, Fabales, Fabaceae. Gene Ontology annotation, molecular function: protein-disulfide reductase activity. Gene Ontology annotation, biological process: cell redox homeostasis; plastid organization. The record is from RefSeq and is a predicted model, not a curated record. Bases 52 to 630 code for a protein of 192 amino acids. The transcript is spliced from 4 exons. Gene Ontology annotation, cellular component: thylakoid.
UCAAAACUUGCAGAAGGCUGCCCGGGUCUUUUCUCUCUGACCUUCACUCCAAUGGCUGUACUUCAAUUACACAUACCUCACAGUCAUCGGAGCGUAGCUUCACUCUCUCCGUUCACUACUUUCACUUCUAAAUUGAAACCCUUUUGCAUUUCCUUUGCGAAUCCUUCAUCUUCCUCCAUAACUCAUCAACGUUAUCCACUCUUCACCUCCAACGAUAGAGAUAGGCUUCUUUCUCUCUCAACUACAAUCCCCAGAAAAUUGCUUUGCAAACCACCUCAAGGGAAAUUUGUCAGAGAAGACUAUCUUGUGAAAAAGCUGUCAGCCGAUGAAGUCCAAGAGUUGGUGAGGGGAGAAAGAAAUGUGCCUCUUAUUAUUGAUUUCUAUGCAACAUGGUGUGGACCUUGUAUUUUAAUGGCUCAAGAACUUGAAAUGCUUGCGGUGGAGUAUGAGAGCAAUGCAAUGAUUGUCAAGGUUGAUACAGACGAUGAGUAUGAAUUUGCACGUGACAUGCAGGUUCGAGGAUUGCCUACCCUGUUUUUCAUCAGUCCUGAUCCAAACAAAGAAGCAAUUCGAACCGAAGGACUUAUCCCUAUACAGAUGAUGCGAGAUAUCCUCGACAAGGAGAUGUGAAAAUAGUGAUUUUGCCAUGAGACAUUGUGAAUUCUGUUGUAAUGUUAGCUUCUGUAGGACACAUCUGAUGCAUGAAUCGAAUCGACCCUUUUCCUUUUUGUGGUCACAAAGAUGGCAAUUACAUGUGUUCAAAGCCAUCAUGUUUUUCUUCUGUCGGAUAAGAAAAAUAUUCAAUGGGAAUUCAUGUUGCCAAUUUUGACGACCUUUUGGGCACGGUCAGAUUUGAUUCA